This is a messenger RNA of Eleginops maclovinus (Patagonian blennie), 3295 nucleotides long. RefSeq names its product Na(+)/citrate cotransporter-like. Gene Ontology annotation, cellular component: membrane. NCBI's taxonomy places the organism in Eukaryota, Metazoa, Chordata, Actinopteri, Perciformes, Eleginopidae. Gene Ontology annotation, molecular function: succinate transmembrane transporter activity; citrate transmembrane transporter activity; sodium:dicarboxylate symporter activity. Gene Ontology annotation, biological process: transmembrane transport; citrate transport. The transcript is spliced from 13 exons. The record is from RefSeq and is a predicted model, not a curated record. The coding region runs from base 117 to 2027 and encodes 636 amino acids.
GAGACAGAGAGGAGUGAAGGGACUCAGGACCUGAUUCACUCCAACAGAUAUUUAAACUCUUCUCCUUCUUCUUCUCCUUCUCCUUCUUCCUCUUCCUCUUCCUCCUCUUCCUCAGCAUGUCGGUUCUUCCCCUGCGUGUGAGAAUGCUGCGGAGGGUCUGGAGCUGGAGGGGGGUCGCGGUCCUGGUCUGCAGCCCCUUCCUGCUGCUGCCGCUGGCCCUCAGCACCACGGAGGCAGCCUGUGCCUAUGUGAUACUCCUCAUGGCGGUGUACUGGUGCACAGAGGUUCUGCCGCUGGCGGUGACGGCGUUGCUGCCAACCAUCCUGUUCCCUGUGCUGGGCAUCAUGGAGUCCAAAGAUGUGUGCAUGCAGUACCUGAAGGACACCAACAUGCUGUUUAUGGGGGGGCUGAUGGUGGCUGUGGCCGUGGAGCACUGGAACCUCCACAAACGCAUCGCGCUGCGGGUCCUGCUGCUGGUGGGGGUCCGGCCCGCCCUGUUGAUGCUGGGCUUCAUGGGAGUCACCGCCUUCCUCUCCAUGUGGAUCAGCAACACGGCCACCACCGCCAUGAUGGUGCCCAUCGUGCAGGCCGUCCUGCAGCAGUUGCACGGGAACCAGGACCCUGAACCAUCCAGCGAGGCCCGGAGGAGGAGGGUCGACCAGAACCACCAGGAGAAACCCACCAGCAACGGCCUGGAGAACGGUCAGAACAGAGCAACAUUAUCACAAAGCAGCGCUGAGAACUCCAGCGACCCACAAGACCAGCUGUCCUCUGAGGAGAAGGCUUCAUCGGCGGUCCAGACGGACAGUCCGACCCCGCAGGGCAAACUUCCGUCAGAGGGCGCCAACACCGGGACUGUGCUGCCGGAGAGCGUCUGCUGUCAGAUGGAGCUGGAGGAGGUGAGCGAUGAAGACGAGGAGAAGAGCAGGAUGAGUAAAGGCCUCCUGCUGAGCGUUUGCUACGCCGCGAGCAUCGGAGGCAUCGCCACGCUGACUGGCACCGGACCCAACCUGGUGCUGAUGGGACAGAUGAGCCAACUCUUCCCUCAGAAUGGAGAUGUAAUCAACUUUGCCUCCUGGUUCGUGUUCGCCUUCCCCACCAUGUUGCUGACGCUGACGCUCGCCUGGUUCUGGCUGCAAUUCCUCUUCAUCGGCUGCAAUCUGCGCAGGACAUGGGGCUGCGGGGCGGCGCAGUCGGAGAAGGAGCGUUCAGCGUACGAAGUGAUGCAGGUGGAGUACCGGCACCUGGGCCCGGUGAGUUAUGGAGAGCUCAGCGUUCUGGCGCUGCUCAUCCUGAUGGUGGCGCUGUGGUUCACCAGAGACCCGCGCUUCGUGGACGGCUGGGCCACGCACGUGUUCAACGCCAAGGCCGAGUUCGUCACGGAUGCGACGGUCGCUCUGUUUGUCGCCGUCUUGCUGUUCGUUCUUCCCUCCCAGCCACCGCGAUUCCUCUGCUUCAGGAGGAGCUUUGACACAGAGUCCACUGUGCCCCCUGGCCCCGCCCCCGCACUGCUCACCUGGCAGGUGACUCAGAGGAAGAUGCCUUGGAACAUCAUGCUGCUGCUGGGAGGCGGCUUCGCUCUCGCCAAAGGCAGUGAGGAGUCCGGUCUCUCACUGUGGCUCGGGGAUCAGAUGACCCCCCUGCAGUCAAUCCCGCCGGCAGCCAUCUCUAUCGUCCUCUGCCUCCUCGUCGCCACCUUCACAGAGUGCACCAGCAACGUUGCCACGGCAACGCUCUUCCUGCCCAUCCUCGCCUCCAUGUCCCAGUCCAUCAGUCUGAACCCGCUCUACGUGAUGAUCCCCUGCACGCUCAGCGCCUCCUUCGCCUUCAUGCUGCCGGUAGCGACCCCCCCCAAUGCCAUCGUCUUCUCCUCCGGGUUCCUCAAAGUCUCCGACAUGGCCAAGGCCGGCGUUGUGAUGAACAUCCUCGGGAUCGGCUGCAUCAGCCUGGCCAUCAACACCUGGGGGUAUGUGAUCUUCGGACUUGACACGUUCCCCUCUUGGGCCAACGCCACAGCUCCGGUGUAGAACCAAUAACCUCCCUCUACAGGUUCAGCACCUGUUUUACCUGUCCACAGUGCGGCCUCUGAGCCAAUAGAAACGCUUGGUUUGGAGUUUCUCACUGGAGUUUUCUAACGUUUUAAACCUGUUACCAAAAUCGAACUACAAUCGUAACUCAAACUCGUCAUGGUGGGUUUAACGAGUAAACAGAAAAAUGACUCGAGUCCUAGAUAAGAAAAUACAAUCUUUUACUUUGGCGGGGUUUCUGCAGGAAGUAGACGACAAACAGCGACAUCAGAAGUAUAAAAUAAACUAAAAUGCAGUUUUGUGUUUGUUUAUUUAUUUAUUUGAAAUCCUAGAAAACGCUAUAAUCAAUUAUUUUUGCACUAACACUUUUUAAUGACAUUUUAUUUUGUUAAACUUCUAUCAUAUAGGUUUUUCAAAUUAAAAGCGCACAACCAAAAAUGACUUCAUACCUCAGAACACUUUCUAUAAAUAACAUCAGUACUAUUUUUACAAACUACUCACUUCUUCUUUGCCGUUUCUUUAAAUCAACAUUGAGGUACUGUUUAGCAGGUUUUCAAAGUAAAAGCUUUGGAGCAAAAGGGUACUCACAAGAAAACAGUUUUAAAUAAUCCCACAGAAACAUGAAUGUUUCAGAAGUGAAGAUUAAUUUAAAAUCGAAGCACAGACUAUGAAGAGUCCCAAAAGGAACCUAACUUCACAUCACGCAUCUCAGGAGACACAAAGCACUACUGUCCAGUAGGUUUCUCAAAUUAAAAGCAUGCACUUAGUAACAGGAGGGAUUAUUUAGUUGGAAAUGUUUUCAUUUAAAAUAUGUCCUAAAAAUUCAAUAAUUUGGGAAGAAAAUGUGUAUUAUAUUGAAUUUAUCAAACAUGAACAAAGGCUGUUAACAAUUGUUAUUUUGCAUCAAUAACAAAUUAGAUGAUCAAUAAAUUCAUCUUUUUAUUGUUUUACUACAAUUUAAUAUUUGUGUUGUCUUUAAUAAAAGUCUGAUCUCUUAGAACUACAUUUCCGACUUAAAACUAAAAGCAUUCACGUUUUACUUUAAUUAUUAUUUGCUUAUCUAACAACUGUCCAUCUCCUGUCCCUGUGACUUGGAAUUAUUGUAGGUAAUUAGAGCAUUUUCUGUGUGUUUUCUAAUGCUUUGUAUUUAAGGUUGGCAUUAAACAACAUGUUUGUGAGUGUGUUCUGUACAUACAUGACCUCCAGAGUUUUGUACCUUCUUGCUGCUAACAGUUUUUAUUUGUUGUUAAUAAAAGACUUUAAAAACA